GUGUGUGUGUAUAAAUAUUGUGUACUAAAUAUGUACUAUUUGCCAUAAGAGUGAGUAGUCUUUCGAAUAACGGCUAAACCGGUGUCUGUCACACUUAAAUUCUCCGAAAAUCCUCGUCCCGGAUCUUCUUCGCUGAUCGAAAUAACUGAUCCAGUCCGAUCUCACGGUGCACAAAACACAUACGAGUGUGAAGAGCUAUCUCUAGAAGUGUACAGAAUUAAAUUGAUAACAUUAUGGCUAAGUUCACCAAGCGACAAUGGCUUACCUUGAUUGUCAUUAGUAUUGCCGAUUUCGCAAAUGCCAUUUGCGUCUCACUGCAAGCACCGUUCUACCCUCAAGAGGCCGAAAAAAAAGGAGCGUCACCAUCAGAAUAUGGACUGGUCUUUGGGAUUUUCGAGCUGGUGGUCUUUAUUAUUAGCCCAAUUUACGGACAACAUCUCAAUCGAAUCGGUCCGAAGUUACUAUUCAAUGGUGGUAUCCUGACUACAGGAACCUGCGCUAUAUUUUUCGGUUUAUUGGAUAAAGUCGACGGUCAUUAUCCUUUUAUAAUUCUAUCCUUCUUAAUUAGAAUUGUGGAGGCAAUGGGAAAUGCUGCAUUUCUAACAGCUAGUUUUGCCAUUAUUGCUAAAGAAUUUCCCAAUAAUGUUGGUACGACGUUUGCCAGUUUGGAAACAUUUUUUGGCUUAGGCCUUAUUGUAGGUCCUACUGUUGGAGGUGCACUUUAUCAGAUAGGAGGAUAUACCACACCAUUCGCGGUCCUUGGCUCAGCAUUGUUCGUAGCAGCUGUUAGCACUGCUUUCAUUUUACCGGUACAUAAUAACAACGAUAAUGAUGCACACAAUACUGGAGGAGUAAUGAAAGUUUUGAGAAUUCCCGGUGUGAUGAUCGCCUCCAUGUCAAUAAUUGGGACGAGCAUGAGCAUCGGAUUUUUACAAGCGACACUGGAACCGCAUCUGAGGCAAUUCAAAUUAAGCCCAGUCGUGUUAGGACUAAUGUUUGUGAUUAAUGGCGGUACCUACGCGCUAACUGCGCCUGCAUGGGGCUGGCUUUGCGACAAUUACUGGCACCCAAAGGUAGCAACCGUCGCUGGUUGCUUUCUCGUAAUGAUCGGUUUCUCGCUGGUCGGUCCAGCACCGUUUAUCCCGUCGACCAUUACAAUCUGGAUGCCUAUCAGCGGACUCGUGAUCCAUGGCUUAGGCAUGGCUGCUCAACUGGUUGCAAGCUUCACGGAUGCCUUACGGACAUCUAUAUCAUUUGGAUUUCCAAAUAAUCUUGAAACUUAUGGCCUUAUCAGCGGAUUAUGGACAAGUACGUUUGCUCUUGGAGCUUUUAUCGGACCCAGCAUCGCUGGAAUUCUACUGGAUAAAAUCGGUUUUAGAAAUGGUUCCAUGUUUAUCGUGUUACUUCACAUGCUAGUGGGCGUGAUAGCCGCAGUGUUUUUGAGCAGCUGCAGUCGUGCACCCAAGCCAUAUGUCGAAAUCUCGACGGUUGAAAAUCUCAGAGCACCACUGAUGGAGAGUGACCGAUUAGGCGGUAGCAGAAGUGUGCAUCCGAAUGGACGGGGCCAGGGUGUGCCGAUCGACAGGCCCGGCGGCAUGAAUUCGCUGAUCGUGUGUAACAGUUAUUCGAAUAGAGCCGGUGCAUGGUCCAGGGCAUCGUACAGCGGCCGCUACUCUCACAGUUACGGUUCCAUAGAAAAUAAACGUUAUCUAGAGCUCACCACGUGAUAAC
Molecule: messenger RNA, 1731 nt
Organism: Cyphomyrmex costatus
Lineage: Eukaryota; Metazoa; Arthropoda; Insecta; Hymenoptera; Formicidae
Product: MFS-type transporter SLC18B1
Exons: 8
Coding region: 234-1727 (497 amino acids)
Biological process (GO): transmembrane transport
Molecular function (GO): transmembrane transporter activity
Source: RefSeq, a predicted model, not a curated record